AAUCAGAUCACUGUUCACUAUAUGUUCAUCAAAAUCAAGGACUUCAAAAUGAGAUAUUUAACCCAAUUAAAAAACAGUUCCCAUCUCACAUCUGCUCGGAUAUGACAUCUUCAGCUAACUCCAACGCUUAUGAAAACACCAGUGCCAAAUUGAUUGACAUGAGUGGGGCAGUAUGUGAAAAUUGUAGAAGAAUCCGAAAUUCCACACGUCUAGUCCGAUGCAAACAAACGUGGUGGCCAAAAAUCCAUAAGUCAGUGUAUUCUUGUACAUGA
This is a messenger RNA of Trichobilharzia szidati, 272 nucleotides long. Lineage: Eukaryota; Metazoa; Platyhelminthes; Trematoda; Strigeidida; Schistosomatidae. The record is from the annotation of a GenBank genome assembly.